Sphaeramia orbicularis (orbiculate cardinalfish) is the source of this 2967-nucleotide messenger RNA. Its product is annotated as extracellular calcium-sensing receptor-like. Bases 1 to 2967 code for a protein of 988 amino acids. Gene Ontology annotation, biological process: G protein-coupled receptor signaling pathway. Lineage: Eukaryota; Metazoa; Chordata; Actinopteri; Kurtiformes; Apogonidae. Gene Ontology annotation, molecular function: G protein-coupled receptor activity. The transcript has 14 exons. The record is from RefSeq and is a predicted model, not a curated record. Gene Ontology annotation, cellular component: plasma membrane.
AUGGUGGUGGCUUUGAAGUAUGUGAGGACAACAGCCAUAGUCAGGCUGUUGUUAAAGAUGUCCAUGAAGACAUCUGCCCACCUCAUCACCAGCUCUGAGGGCAGUGUUCCCAGCCUUCAGGAGCCUGUAGACCUCCACUGUAAGCCAUGGCUUCUGAUUGGCCCAGACAGUCAUGGUCUUGGUGUUCAUAAAAUCUUCAAUACACUUGGUGAUUCAUCAGGUUUGGUGUGGUCAGCUACAUCCAUGUAUUGGUUUCUCUGGUUCUUGAUUCCAUGGUCCUGCUCAUCCUUCCCUCUGCUGCUUCUCACUGUACUGAGCAGACAAAUAGGACUGGAGGGGGUUCAGGCAUCAGUUUGCUCUCGAUGGGAUGCACAGAGUAAAAAGGGCCUUUUGCUGAAUGGUGAUGUGAUUAUCGGUGGUUUAUUUAGCCUCUAUUACAAGCCUACAGUUACAGAGCAGGACUUCACUAAGAAACCAUAUCAUGACACUUGCACAGGUUUCAGACCUGACACAGUCAGAUAUAUUCAUGCUAUGGUAUUUGCGGUGGAGGAGAUAAAUCGUAACAACCGUUUGCUGCAAGGAGUGAAGCUGGGUUACCGUAUACUGAAUAGCUGUGGCCGAUACCCCUGGGUUCUGCAGGCAGCUCUGAUACUGGUUGGAGGAGACGCACACAGCUGCAGCACAAAUGUUUCUGCUACUCAGUCUGCAACUGACGAACGAACUGAAGAGGAAACAGGUGGUCAGACUGUUCCUUUGCUCAUUGGUGCUGUUUCAUCAUCAACAGCAGUAAUGGUGUCUGAAGUGUUGGCGCCUCUAUCUAUUAGCUACAUAGCGAGUUGCCCGUGUCUUAGUGACAGGCAUAAAUAUCCAAGUUUUUUCAGAACAAUCCCAAGUGAUAUUUACCAAGCAAGAGCUAUGGCACAACUGGCUAUACGCUUCAAAUGGGCCUGGGUUGGAGUGGUGAUCGUAAACACUGAUUAUGGGCAUUCUGCUUUACAGGCGUUCCAAAAAGAGACUCAAGGAAAGGGGGUCUGUAUCGAUUUUGUACAGACUGUCACCCGACAAACAAUCAUCACUGAUGCCAAGAAAGCAGCAAUUACAAUUGAAGCUUCAACUGCAAGGGUGAUACUGAUUUUUUGUUUGCAUACUGAUGUAAAGCAAAUAUUUCUGGCACUGGCUGAGAGAAAUGUGACUGACAGACAGUUUCUGGCCAGUGAGGCCUGGAGCACCAGUGAUGAACUUAUGCAAGAUCUGGCUGUAACAACGUUUUCAAGUGGUGUCAUUGGUGUGGCCAUUCGAAGUUCAACUAUACCUGGAUUUGAAAAUUAUCUCCGAAGUGUAAACCCAUAUAAUCAUCCUGACAAUGUGUUUAUAAGAGAAUUAUGGGAAAGAGAGUUUGGAUGUAGUCCUGAAGCUACACAAUCCCAUAAAGCACCUCUCGACUCACAUUCCUCUUCAUUAAAAUCUGACUAUCCAUCAAAUUCUUCUACUUCAUUUCUUGAUAAUAAGUGUCUUCCAAAAUCUUCUCUGCCACCCUGCACUGGGACAGAGUCUUUGGAGGAUGUGCAGGAUGUCUUUAUUGACAUGUCUCAACUAAGGGAAACAUAUAAUAUCUACCUUGCUGUUUAUGCAGCAGCUCAUGCCCUUCACAGCCUUCUCUCCUGCCCAAACAGAGACAGCCCUACAAAUAACAGCUCCACCUGCUCCUCUGCAAAACACAUCAAACCCAAAGAGCUUUUACAGCACUUGAACAAAGUAAACAUCUCCACACCACAUGGAGAAAUGUUUCACUUCCAAGGUGCUGAUAUUCUGCCAAAGUAUGACAUUAUUAACUGGCAGAAAACCCCUGACGGUUCACUCAAAUUUGUGUUGGUUGGUCAUGUGAAUGAGUUUGGUAUCCACCUAAACGAGUCAGUUAUUCAGUGGAACACAGGAUCCAAUGAGGUUCCUGUGUCAGUGUGCAGUAAGAGCUGUCCCCCAGGUACCCGAAAGGCCAACAGGAAAGGAGAACCUGUUUGUUGCUUUGACUGUAUUCCAUGUGGAGAAGGAGAAAUUAGUAAUAUAACAGGUUCCCUCCACUGUGAACGUUGUCCAUCUGAGUUUUGGUCCAAUAAUGAGCGAACUGUCUGUAUACGUCGUCAGACAGACUUCUUGUCCUUUAAUGAAACACUGGGCAUUACUCUGACUACAGUAGCUGUGUCUGGUGUCUUAGUGACAACAGCUGUGUUUGUGGUCUUUCUGUACUACCGUCAAACACCUAUGGUCCGAGCCAACAACUCAGAGCUGAGUUUCCUUCUUCUUCUGUCGCUGAAGCUCUGCUUCCUGUGUUCUCUGGUGUUCAUUGGUCAUCCAUCAGUCUGGUCUUGUUGGUUCCAGCAGGCAGCCUUUGGGAUCAGCUUUGUACUCUGUGUUUCCUGUCUUCUGGUGAAGACCAUGGUGGUUCUGGCAGCUUUCCGCUCAGCUCGUCCUGGUGCUGCAGCUUUGAUGAAGUGGUUUGGUCCAGGUCUACAGAGAGGAAGUGUCUGCCUGUUCACCAGUGUACAGAUCAUCAUCUGCAUCAUAUGGUUGUCUCUCAGUCCUCCAGUACCUCACCGUGACUUGGGUAUCCAAAGGUCAAAGGUCACUUUGAAGUGUGCCAUGGCCUCUGUGGUGGGCUUCUCUCUGGUUCUGGGCUACAUCGGUCUGCUGGCCUGCACCUGCCUCCACUUGGCUUUUCUCGCCAGGAAACUCCCUGACAACUUCAAUGAGGCCAAACUGAUCACUUUCAGCAUGCUGAUAUUUUGUGCUGUUUGGGUGGCCUUUGUCCCUGCUUAUGUUAGCUCUCCUGGGAAAUAUGUGGUCGCUGUCGAAAUUUUUGCAAUCCUGGCCUCCAGUUAUGGUUUACUGUUCUGCAUCUUUGCUCCUAAAUGUUUCAUUAUUAUUUUGAGGCCUGAGAAAAACACUAAGAAACACCUGAUGGGUAGAUAA